Molecule: messenger RNA, 1422 nt
Organism: Trichechus manatus latirostris (Florida manatee)
Lineage: Eukaryota; Metazoa; Chordata; Mammalia; Sirenia; Trichechidae
Gene: SLC25A15
Product: solute carrier family 25 member 15
Exons: 6
Coding region: 65-970 (301 amino acids)
Biological process (GO): mitochondrial L-ornithine transmembrane transport
Cellular component (GO): mitochondrion
Molecular function (GO): L-ornithine transmembrane transporter activity
Source: RefSeq, a predicted model, not a curated record
UGAGGAGCCUGUCAUAAACGCCAGAGAUUGCCUUCCACAGAGACUAACAGACCAAUGUGCAAACAUGAAGUCCAAUCCUGCCAUCCAAGCUGCCAUCGACCUCACAGCGGGGGCUGCAGGGGGCACCGCAUGUGUUCUGACCGGGCAGCCCUUUGACACAAUGAAGGUGAAGAUGCAGACAUUCCCCGCCCUGUACCGGGGCUUCACUGACUGCUGUCUGAAGACCUACUCCCAGGUGGGCUUCCGGGGCUUCUACAAGGGCACCAGCCCAGCACUGAUUGCCAACAUCGCGGAGAACUCUGUCCUCUUCAUGUGCUACGGCUUCUGCCAGCAGGUGGUGAGGAAAGUGAUUGGAUUGGACAAGCAGGCAAAGCUGAGUGACCUCCAGAAUGCUGCGGCCGGGUCCUUCGCCUCAGCGUUUGCUGCACUGGUACUCUGCCCCACGGAGCUCGUCAAGUGCCGGCUGCAGACCAUGUACGAAAUGGAGGCGUCAGGAAAGAUAGCAGCGAGCCAGAAUACAGUUUGGUCUGUUGUGAAGAGUAUCCUUAGGAAAGAUGGCCCCUUGGGCUUCUACCAUGGACUGUCAAGCACUUUACUUCGAGAAGUACCGGGCUAUUUCUUCUUCUUCGGUGGCUAUGAACUGAGCCGAUCGUUUUUUGCAUCAGGGAGAUCAAAAGAUGAACUAGGCCCUGUCCCUUUGAUGUUAAGUGGCGGAGUUGGUGGAAUUUGCCUCUGGCUGGCAGUAUACCCAGUGGAUUGUAUCAAAUCCAGAAUUCAGGUUCUGUCCAUGUCUGGAAAACAGGCAGGAUUUAUCAGAACCUUUGUAGGUGUUUUGAAAAAUGAAGGAAUAACUGCUUUGUAUUCUGGACUGAAACCGACUCUGAUUCGUGCAGUCCCUGCCAAUGGGGCACUGUUUUUGGCCUACGAAUACAGCAGGAAGUUGAUGAUGAGCCAGUUUGAAGCUCAGUGAGGUGCCUUGUGAACCUGGGCCUUGAGCAUACUCGUUUGAGGACCACAGUUCAUUUCGGGGUUUCAUGGAGUUUAAGACCUACGUGCAAUUAUUUCGACUUCAUGAGAAUUUUGUUUUUGUCUUCCCUUCUUCUGCCUUAAAUCUUAAACUUUAUGGGAGGACUUCUAGUUUACAUCAUAUAAAUUCUGCCCAUAAUUGUACUGAAAUAGAGAAAUGGCUGUUCUUCCCCUUGGUGAAAUAUACAGAGUGAGCCAGUGGCCCUGUGUACGUACCUCUGAAAGGCUAAACGUAGGUCUGUCAGGGAUUUUGCCUGAACCCAUGUAUGCACUUGGGGUUUGGAUGGUUAUGUGCUGUGAAACACAAUUUGGUUCCAUGUUUCAUCUCAGAUAUUGCCAGAAAAGCCCAGAGCUGAGCAUGUUUAUAAAGAUGUCUGUAAAUGAUUGCUUAACCCA